AUGUCGUUCAACUCGUUUUUUAGUGAGGCAGCUGAGUGUAUAGCUGAGUUGAUUCCCGUGGAAAACGCUGAUUUGGACUUCAACAACAUGAUCGCAACUGGUGAAGAUGAUGACGAAUCCACAGCAAGUGUUGCGAUGUCUCCAAAAGCAUCUACAGCCUACAACAAACUUAAUCGUUUUAACGAGGAUCCCGAGUUUCGACAACUGCGACUUUCGAAGUGCAGUACCCACCACACUUUGAAUCAUGACGAGGAAAACAUGCCCCACUCUCGUAAAGGCUUCAAGACCAGAUAUUUCUGUACUAUUUGCAACGUGCCACUGUGCAAGGCUUCGCGAUGGGAAGACGGAAAAUCGUGA
This is a messenger RNA of Phytophthora nicotianae INRA-310, 357 nucleotides long. RefSeq lists its product as hypothetical. The record is from RefSeq and is a predicted model, not a curated record. Lineage: Eukaryota; Oomycota; Peronosporomycetes; Peronosporales; Peronosporaceae. The coding region runs from base 1 to 357 and encodes 118 amino acids. The transcript has 2 exons.